Molecule: messenger RNA, 1101 nt
Organism: Talaromyces amestolkiae
Lineage: Eukaryota; Fungi; Ascomycota; Eurotiomycetes; Eurotiales; Trichocomaceae
Exons: 4
Coding region: 1-1101 (366 amino acids)
Biological process (GO): vacuolar transport; vacuolar acidification; proton transmembrane transport
Cellular component (GO): vacuolar proton-transporting V-type ATPase complex; proton-transporting V-type ATPase, V0 domain; fungal-type vacuole membrane
Molecular function (GO): proton-transporting ATPase activity, rotational mechanism
Source: RefSeq, a predicted model, not a curated record
AUGGAAGGUCUCUUCUUUAACGUCAAUGGAGGAUACCUCGAAGGUAUCGUUCGUGGAUACCGCAACAGUCUACUCACAGGCCAGCACUAUGCCAACUUGACCCAGUGCGAUACCAUAGAUGAUGUAAAACUUCAACUCGCCCCCGCAUACGGAGACUUCCUCGCAGCUCUCCCCCCAAACCCCUCCACCUCCUCUCUGGCCGCCAAAAUGACCGACAAGAUGGUCGCUGAGUUCCGCUACGUCCAAGCCCAGGCAACCGGCUCAUUCGCCAAAUUCAUGGAAUAUCUAACCUAUGGCUACAUGAUCGACAACGUUGCAUUGCUGAUUACCGGCACCUUACACGAAAGAGAUACUCGCGAGCUCCUAGAGCGUUGUCACCCUCUUGGCUGGUUCGAGACUCUACCUGUACUCUGUGUCGCGACAAAUAUCGAAGAACUCUAUAACUCCGUACUGGUCGAAACGCCGCUUGCUCCAUACUUUAAGGGCAGUUUGAGCCAUCAGGACUUGGACGAAUUGAAUAUUGAGAUUGUCCGGAAUACAUUAUACAAGAAUUACCUGGAAGAUUUUUACAACUUCAUCAACACGAACUCAGAGCUCAAGGGCACGCCGACGCAAGAGGCCAUGGCCGAGAUUCUGGAGUACGAAGCUGAUCGACGAGCAAUCAACAUUACCUUGAACUCAUUCGGUACCGAACUUUCCAAACAAGAAAGGAAGAAACUUUACCCUGAGUUCGGGAAAUUGUAUCCAGAGGGCUCGCUCAUGCUCUCUCGCGCCGAUGACGUGGAAGGUGUUGCCCUUGCGGUGAGCGGUGUUGGGGACUACAAAACCUUUUUCGAUGCCGUGGGCCUGUCUCAGGGUGGCCCAGGCGGCAUUGGAAAUAUGGCCGGUGGCGGUAGCUCGGAUGGAAAGAGUUUGGAGGAUUUGUUUUACCAAAAGGAGAUGGAAUUAUGCAAGGUUGUUUUUACGCGUCAAUUUACUACGGCUAUUGUAUAUGCUUGGGUCAAGUUAAGGGAGCAGGAAAUCCGCAAUAUCACCUGGAUCGCAGAGUGUAUUGCGCAGCAUCAAAAGGAACGAAUAGGAAACUAUAUCUCUGUUUUCUAG